UCAAAGCUUUGUUUUUGUUUGCAUUUAUGCCGUGCAAAGAGUGAAAGGAAAAUUGAAUUUUUCUGUGCAAUAGAGGUGGAAAUUGAAGGAAAAAGGAUUGGAGAACGUGAAGAAAACCCCAAAGCAAAGAUGAAUAUAUCAAUUGAGCGCAAAAAACCAGAUAUGUCGUCGCUACAGCGCGAUAAAGUGGACGUUUACUAUAUCAGUCGAGGUGGGAUGCGCACAGAUGUCUCCCUGGUGCCCCCAAUCCGGCAGACAGCGUCAAUUUUCAAGCAACCAGUCACUGUAAACAAGACACAAGAAAGCAAAGUGAAGACAGAACUGAAGCAUGGUGUCCAGGAGCGUCCGAAGCAGCUUUUCUGGGAGAAACGACUCGAGGGGCUGCGUGCAUGCGAUGUGGAUGGUCACGAAUUCACGGCAAUUGAAAUGAACAAAGGACUAAAGCCAGUUGGCCCCAAUGUGAAUGAGACAACCCUCUUACAGUCCAUCGCUACAUCCCUACACGUCUCCAGUACUUCCGUCACUGGACAAACUGCCUCCCGAUCAGCUUUAGCCGCCAAUCCGGGAGUUUUCCUAAAUGCCGAUCAACCGCUCAUGUAUUCCUACAGCAUAUGUGAUGAUGACAUCCGGCGGCAGGAGGAAAAGGUCUCAAGUGCUAGGAAAGCUUUGAGUACAGCUCUCACGGCUCCGCGCUAAAUACUCCUCCGGAAAUACCCUGAAAAAAUCUUCAUUCAGAAGCGCAACUUCAACGCCAUCUCGCGGAAUUUUUUGUGCAGCGCUGAGGUCUUUUUCUCCGGGAAUAUCCACAAUAUUUGCUAAUUUAUCAUAAAAAUAGUUGUAGUUUCUAUAUAAAAUAAAGGACAUCAUGAAUAUUUCA
This is a messenger RNA of Lutzomyia longipalpis, 877 nucleotides long. It is a transcript of the gene MBD-like, whose product is annotated as methyl-CpG-binding domain protein 2. The transcript is spliced from 2 exons. The record is from RefSeq and is a predicted model, not a curated record. Lineage: Eukaryota; Metazoa; Arthropoda; Insecta; Diptera; Psychodidae. The coding region runs from base 130 to 696 and encodes 188 amino acids.